ACGACGACUAUUUUAUCAAUGAACUUAGUUCGUGCUUUAUAUCCGCACUGUGUAGAGCUUUAUAUUGUGUAAUCGGUGAAUGGAAAUUAGUUUGAAUGAUGGUGCUAUUAACGCUAUUACUGUUGUUGCUAUUCGUUGCUGUGUCGUAUCUCUAUAUCAGUUAUAAGAUCCGGUAUCAAUUUUGGAAGAAACGAAAUGUUCCUUAUUUACAGCCAACAUUCCCCAUCGGCAAUAUGCUCGAUUCGUUUAAGCAAAAGCAUUUCGCAUAUACCGCUCAGGACUUUUACAACAAAUUGAAACAUCACGGUGACUAUGCGGGAGUGUUUUUCUUCAAGAAACCAGUGUUGGUGGUUCUGUCGCCUGAGUUUGCGAAAACGGUUUUGGUGAAGGAUUUUCAGUAUUUUGUGGACCGUGGUAUUUAUUACAACAAAGAAGACGAUCCCUUAUCGGCAAACCUAUUUUUCAUCGAAGGGGAUGAAUGGCGCCAGCUACGGACGAAAAUGACCCCGACCUUUACUUCGGGGAAAAUAAAAGUGAUGUUCCAUACGAUGUUGGAAGUGGCUGAAAAUUUGGUGGAACAUUUAAGCAACCUGGCGCCGAAUUUAAAUGAGCCAAUGGAAAUUCGUGACUAUCUGGCAAGAUAUACCACUGAUGUGAUUGGAUCUUGCGGUUUUGGAAUCGAAUGUAACAGCAUUGCCAAUCCGCAAUCGGAAUUCCGAGCGAUGGGCAAGAAAAUGUUCAAUUUUUCGCAGUUUAAAAAUUUCAAAAUAUUCCUCGGUAUGCUGAUGCGAAAACAGGCUCGAGCUCUGCGAAUGGUGUUCAACGACGAUGAGGUGACAAAUUUUGUGAUGCAAAUUGUCGAGAAGACAAUCAAACAUCGCAAAGAGAACAACAUUCAGCGGAACGAUUUUAUGCAGUUGAUGAUCGAUUUGUACAGAGAUGAAACGGAAGGUGUGACUGAGGAUUCAUUGACGCUGAAAGAAAUAGCGGCACAGUCGUUUCUGUUCUUUUUUGCUGGUUUUGAAACCUCGUCCACAACAAUGACAUACGCUCUACAUGAAUUGGCAGUUAAUCCAGAUAUUCAAGAUAAAUUACGAAGUGAGAUCAACGACCGAUUCAAUAAAAAUGACGGAGCGUUCAGUUACGACAGCGUCAUGUCUAUGACGUACAUGGAUCAAGUGAUAAAUGAAACGUUGCGCAAAUAUCCACCCGUUGCAUCCCUUCAUCGAGUGCUCACCAAAGACUACACACUACCCAAUGGCUCCAUUCUCCCUCAGGGUAACUUCGUUAUGUUACCGACCUACGCUUUCCACCACGACCCGGAAUUCUAUCCAAAUCCAAGCAAAUUUGAUCCCAACAGAUUUUCGGAAGAAGUUAAAGCAACCAGAAGUCCGUUCUGUUUUCUACCGUUCGGGGAAGGACAACGUAUUUGCAUUGGUUUAAGAUUUGGAUUUAUUCAAGCAAAAGUGGGAUUGGCCAUGUUGUUGCGACACUUCAAAUUUAGCUUAUGUGAUAAAUCGAAUGCUACCCUACCGAUAGACAACAUUCACAUGUUAUAUGUGCCGCUCGGAGACGUUUGGUUAAAUGUGGAGAAAAUUAAAUGUACUUAGUGCUCAAUAAGGAUGUGAUAGGGGGCUCUACACAAAUUACAAACGUUUUUAUUAGUGGUUUUAGAACCUUAUCGUACGAUUUUUCGAACGAAAUCCUCGACACCCCCAUCCCCUCAAAUGCUGUACGUAAUUUUCGUACAGCCCCAAUUUUAGGCCAUUCACAAAGUACGCGUAAUUAAUUAGAAUGCGGUCAAAAAUUCGUCAUCCUAUGCGUGCGUACUUUGUACGACAACUCCUUUGUUUUGUAAGAAAAUAUUCACAUUACGUUGACAAGUGGACUGGACAACAUAAAUUCGAUUAAAUUUGUACUCACUUUACGUGAUAAGAAAUACUUGUUGGUACAUUUGUAAGUGCAGCUACGAUUAGUAAGAUUACAUUAAAAACGAAGAUAAGGUUUCGAUAGAAAAAAGAGUUUUGCUAAUACAGUUAUAAAGGAACCUUGAACUUGAGACAAUUUUUUUAGACACCAAGGUCUCGACCGGUAUCGUGGACUAUUUUUUAAAUAGAACAUCAUGUUCAUGUUGAAAUCGACUGAAAUGUCAACUGUGGCAAUUUAAGUAAGAAAAAA
Messenger RNA from Bradysia coprophila, 2178 nucleotides. RefSeq names its product putative cytochrome P450 6a23. NCBI's taxonomy places the organism in Eukaryota, Metazoa, Arthropoda, Insecta, Diptera, Sciaridae. Gene Ontology annotation, molecular function: monooxygenase activity; heme binding; iron ion binding. The record is from RefSeq and is a predicted model, not a curated record.